AAACUUUCGCUUCACCGAGAUUUUAUUCCUUUUAGCAUUAGCGACAAAUCCCCCUUUUCUAGGUCUUUCCCCUCCCGUCGUCGUCACGAUGCAGCAGCCACCACAAAACGCCAUCGGAGCAGGGCAGCAGAUCCCAUCUGACCAGCAAGCCUAUCACCAGCAGCAACUCUCGUGGAUGAUGCAACAGCAACAGCAACAGGGCCAGCAAUGGAACCUGCAGCAGCAGCAGUCAGCGCCGUCACAGGGUCAACAGCCCUACGGAGUCGGAUCUCAGAAUCCAGGAUCCGAUAACGAGAUUCGCUCCUUGUGGAUCGGUGCCCUGCAGCCUUGGAUGGACGAAAACUACAUCAUGACCGUCUUCGCUCAGACCGGCGAGGUUCAAUCGGCUAAAGUGAUUCGCAACAAGCUGACUGGUAUGUGCGAGGGUUACGGAUUCGUUGAGUUCGCCAACCACGCUGCAGCUGAGCGUGUGUUGCAGACCUACAACGGUACUCAGAUGCCCAACUCUGACCAGACCUUCAGGCUGAACUGGGCUCAGGCCGGGGCUGGUGAGAGACGCCAAGCUGAAGGGCCUGAGUACACUAUCUUUGUGGGCGACCUGGCUCCGGAAGUCACUGACUUCAUGCUCGCGGAGACGUUUUCGAGCGUGUACGCGUCUGUCAAGGGGGCGAAAGUUAUGAUGGACAGGAGCACUGGACGGACGAAGGGUUAUGGUUUUGUUAGGUUUGGGGAUGAAAGUGAGCAGAUGCGUGCGAUGGUGGAAAUGAAUGGUCAGUACUGCUCGAGUAGGCCUAUGCGUCUUGGUCCGGCUGCCAACAAGAAGCCUCUUACAAUGCUGCCAGGCAUGUAUCAGGACACCCAAGGAGGAGGAAAUCCUGGAGAAAGCGAUCCAAGUAACACAACUAUAUUUGUUGGUGCUCUGGAUGCUAGCGUUACAGACGAAGAAUUGAGGGCAGUUUUUGGUCAAUUUGGAGAACUAACUCACGUGAAAAUACCUCCAGGGAAGCGUUGUGGAUUCGUUCAGUAUGCCACCAGGGCGUCUGCGGAGCAUGCACUUUUAAAUCUGAAUGGAACACAAUUAGGUGGACAAAGCAUCCGUCUUUCAUGGGGACGUAGUCCGAACAACCAGGCACAGCCUCAUCAAGCUCAAUGGAAUGGUGGUGGUGGGUACUAUGGAUACCCUCCACAGCCGCAGGGCUUUGAACCAUAUGGUCAUGGAGCUCCUCGUCCUCAGGAUCCUAGUGCGUACUAUGGUGGCGGUUACGGUGGCUAUGGCAACUAUCAGCAGCAACGGCAGUGAAAGAUCAACAACACCAGCUUUUUCUACCAAAGUCUUGGACAAUGGGCAAAAUAUAUAUCAGUCAUCGUUGAGUCUUGAUAGGAAAUUAGAUUUAAAAGUGUUUUGUCUUUUACAUGAAGUGAGUAUGGUUUUGCUAUUGGGUUAAAUGUUGUGUGUUUUAAACCAAAAAAAAAAAAAUAAGGUUGAAUUUGCUAUGGACAUGUUUAUUUAAUGU
Molecule: messenger RNA, 1514 nt
Organism: Brassica oleracea var. oleracea
Lineage: Eukaryota; Viridiplantae; Streptophyta; Magnoliopsida; Brassicales; Brassicaceae
Product: polyadenylate-binding protein RBP45A
Exons: 7
Coding region: 89-1300 (403 amino acids)
Cellular component (GO): cytosol
Molecular function (GO): mRNA binding
Source: RefSeq, a predicted model, not a curated record